Colletotrichum truncatum is the source of this 324-nucleotide messenger RNA. RefSeq lists its product as uncharacterized. The record is from RefSeq and is a predicted model, not a curated record. Lineage: Eukaryota; Fungi; Ascomycota; Sordariomycetes; Glomerellales; Glomerellaceae.
AUGAAGGUCACUACGAUUAUCGCAGCUUUCCUGCCCGUUCUGGCUCUUGCCCAGAGCGAUGCCAGCGCGACUACCGUCACCUCCACUGCCACCCAGACCAUGACUGUCACACUCUCUCGCCUUCACACCGAGACCAUGACCUACGCCGGUAACAACACGGCGACGAUCAAGGCCACUGCUUCUACCGGCGGUAGAACUGUCGCUUCUGUGACGGCCGCUGCUCCUGCCGCUACUACUUCCAAGCCCAACGCCGGCACAAAUCUCAACGCUGGCAACAUCGCAUUUGCUGGAAUUGCUGGCAUGAUCGCCGCCGCAUUGUUGUAA